This is a messenger RNA of Medioppia subpectinata, 1102 nucleotides long. The record is from the annotation of a GenBank genome assembly. Lineage: Eukaryota; Metazoa; Arthropoda; Arachnida; Sarcoptiformes; Oppiidae.
AUGACGGUUAUGGCUCCCAAUACUAUAACCAAAGAAUGCAUCAAAAGUGCACCGGAAAUACCGAAAACGAGUCCAUUGGAGACCCCAUACAAAGCCGAUUACGUUUGGCGCAAUAUCAUCUUGAUGGCUUUGCUCCAUAUCGCAGCCGUCUAUGGCAUCAAUAUUGCCAUAUUUAAAGCCAAAUGGACAACCAUUGUCUUCGUCCACAUUAUUGCCAUAUUAUCCUCAAUGGGUGUUCAGUCGGGUGCGCACCGGCUUUGGUCACACCGGGCCUACAAAGCGAAACUACCGCUCCGUAUAAUACUAGCCUUCUUUCACGUAAUGGCCUUUCAAAACGACAUAUACGAGUGGUGUCGCGACCAUCGCGUCCAUCACAAGUACACGGAGACCAACGCCGACCCACACAACGCCAAACGUGGUUUCUUCUUCUCGCACGUCGGCUGGCUUUUGGUCAAAAAGCAUCCGGACAUCAGAGCCAGAGGUAAAAACGUGGAUCUCAGCGAUUUGAUGGCCGAUCCGGUGGUCAGAUUUCAGCGCAAAUAUUAUAUACCAUUACUUUUGCUGAUCUGGGGUUUCAUUCCCACUGCCAUUCCUCAUGUGUUUUGGUCGGAGAGUUUGUGGAAUGCAUUUUUCACUUGUGUCAUGUUUAGGCACUGUUUGACCCUCAAUUUGACCUGGCUCGUUAAUAGUGCCGCACACAUGUGGGGCGGCCGGCCCUACGACCAGAAUAUCGAGGCCCGAGAGGCCACCGUUCGGCACCUGCUUAUGGGCGAAGGCUUUCACAACUAUCAUCACACGUUCCCGUGGGACUACUCGGCCAGUGAGUUGGGCGCGUUUGAUGUGUUCAAUCCGGCGACGGCUUUCAUCGACUUCUUCGCUUUGAUCGGUUGGGCUUACGAUCGCAAAGUCGUGUCCCGAGAGAUGAUUGAACGCAAACAACAGCGAAGCGCCAAACUCGAGGACAUCCGCGAAGUUCGCGGUCUCUUCCACUCACUAUACGAAUGGGUCGGCGGUAUUGCCGUCUUCUGCAUACCAUUAAUGAUUGUUCACAUUUUUAAACUCAAUUAUUCAUAACUAUAUUAUUUAAUUUUUCAUUUAACAC